This is a messenger RNA of Penicillium soppii, 1881 nucleotides long. RefSeq lists its product as uncharacterized. Gene Ontology annotation, biological process: regulation of DNA-templated transcription. NCBI's taxonomy places the organism in Eukaryota, Fungi, Ascomycota, Eurotiomycetes, Eurotiales, Aspergillaceae. The transcript is spliced from 3 exons. Gene Ontology annotation, molecular function: zinc ion binding; DNA-binding transcription factor activity, RNA polymerase II-specific. Bases 1 to 1881 code for a protein of 626 amino acids. Gene Ontology annotation, cellular component: nucleus. The record is from RefSeq and is a predicted model, not a curated record.
AUGUCUUCUCGUUUAGCUGCUUGUGAAGGCUGUAGAAAGGCUAAACUGGCAUGCGAUCAUAAAUUACCGGUUUGUACAAGAUGCAGCACCAACAAGGGCAUAUGUAUCUACAGGACAACCCCUUUCAAGCGAAAAAGAGCUGAGAAGCAAAGUCUUGACUCACCGGAUGAAUCUUCAUCCUUCAACCCGAGACGCAAUCCCUAUCCGAACCCUGGAUACCUUGGAUCGUCUAGCCAUGCAGCUAUAUUUAAACAUAUCACUCCAGAUGGAGACCAUGGAAGUCACCAGGCAGUCCCUGAAGCUCUGCACUCGGAUUUAUUCGGCGAUAACCAUCUCGUUCUUCAAGGUGCAGAUAUCCUAAAGCACCUCCUGACAAAAUAUGAACUCUCGGCCAUGAAAGACCUCGUCGUUUUUUGGUUAGCCAAAGGAGCAAAUCUCGCCCUGGCAGAACCCUUCGUCAAUCACUGCACCCAAAGCGUCAGUCAGCUAUUCACCUACCAUGACGUAAACUGGCACUUGGUCUACGCAAGGCGUCUCCUCCAGAACUCAGCCCAACAGCUGCACUUCACCGAUUCUUCAGAUCUACCAUCUUUCUCGGCCCAGUUCCUAAAUCACAAUUCUCGCUGGGAAACCCUGGGCAUCUUUUUCGCGGCCGUCACUCGAGCAACUAUCGACAUCACUUUCUUCCCUUCCCUCUACACUACUGAACAAUCCCAAUAUACCCUCCGAAGACUCUGUACCAAACUAUGCGAUUUCGCUCUCGAAAUCUCACUCUCCCUAGACUGCCUAAACGACCUCCAACUAAUAAUGCAAUACGAAAACUUCAUCGUCCACUCCUACGUCGACGGCGAUCAAAGCUACCACUCCUGGCGCAAACUGGGCGAUGCAAUCUCCUCCACCUUCGCACUGGGUUAUCAUGAAAAUGUCGAGUCCAAGCCCGGAAUCCCGCCCUUUCUCAAAGAGCUGCGCAAAGCCGCUUUUGCGCGCAUUUACUCCGCCGACAAGAAUAUUGCUAUUUUCCUCGGCCGUCCGCCCCGCAUGAAUAAGCGAUUUUGUCAUUUUCAGAUCCCCGCUUGCUGGAACGCUAACGGCCAGGAGUGGACCCUAGAUGCUGAAGCUGGGUAUAGAGCUGAUACGCGCUGGUCGGCGCUGUGUGCUUCGCUGAAAGAGGAGAUCUGGGAACUUCUCCAGGAUAAGCAUGAUCCGGCCUGUGCGCAGCGAGCGAGUGUCAUUCAAAACCAGGCAGAGAAACAGUGGCAAGCUCUGCCGCCUCAAUUCCGUCUCGAAAGCAGCCUGAAGCAAUGCACCCAAGGGCCCUUCGAGCGUGACUUCGUGGCUGGUGUCCGGCUGCACCAUCUGCACGUCCUCUUCCUGCUCCGUCUUCUGCUCCUCAAAUCGCCAACGGAACCAGAUCUUCCCAUCAUCGAAAUAGCAGGCCAGAUGCUUACCCUCGUCGUGGAAAUUAUCCUUCUCCGUGAUCACCUCACUAAUUCUGGUACUGGGCUUAUUUGGAAAGUGGCGUAUUACGGUCUUCCCGCUGCGGGGAUAAUGCUCUUAGCUAUGCUCAAGCAGCAUAUGCCUCGCGCGCAUCGAACUCGCACACUGCAGGAUCUGAGUGUUUUUGUUGCGGAGGUUCAGAUCGGGACGAUUGUUAGACCCGGGGAUCCGAAUUAUGCGCUUCUUUCUAAGGCUACUAGGACUAUACAGCGGUUUCUGGACUCGACACAUUCGGAUCCCGUGCCGGUUGAAUCGGUUGGUCAGGGGGAUGAGUGGGCGGCGCUUUUGAGUCAAGAUUUGUGGGAUUUCGAGGCUGGGUUCUGGCAAAGUUUAGCGGAUCAUCCUUCUCUUUUGGCUAUUGAGCCGGAAUUGCCGCGUGUUUAG